UGGGCAUUAAAGCAAACCAGAGUUUUGUUUACCGAGUCUACGAUUACAAUACAGCCGCCAAAUAUUUGCUAGUCACCAGUUUCGCAGUGCCACUAUAAAUACUUCAGCCCCAGGUGGAAGGGCUGAGAGUUGGCAGAGGGGAAGAAGUGGGGGGCUGAGCUGCAGCGGACAGUCCAGAUUCAACCACUUGCACAGCGUGGAGAUAGGAGCGGGGGAAAUGGCCGCUGGGGUAAUACAAAGCCUAAGCAAAUUUAAGCUGCCCACAGCAUUCCAGAAUUCAUUCCUAUCCACCACAACCUGCCAGGAAAUGAUUUUCCAAGACUUAUCGGAGGAGGAGGAAAUGGAGCCGGAAGAGGAAGAAGAAGAGGAGGAGGAGGAGGAGGAGGAAGGAGAAGAAGAGAGGGAGGAUAUGGAAACAGUAGGUAAUUCUGCAGGUUGCAGUCCAGACAGAUGCAAUGCCGACUCGAGCUUGAGCAACACAGAGGUGACGCUGCAGCUCCUUCGGUUCGCUGAGCGGAUCAGCGAUGACAUCCAGAGGUAUUUUGGCCGGAAGAGCAAAGAGGAAGGCUCAGAGUCCUGCAACAUCUACGAGGACCGCCGCUCCCCUCAGCUGUCAGGGCAGGUUCUGUACUACGCUGACCUAGUCAGGAUUUCCCAGGUUGGGGAAGAAGACGACAGCAGUGACCUCCCUGACCCCUCAAAGCCCCCAGCACAGCUGGAGAGGCAACUGUGGAGAUCUUUCUGCAGCAAAGAGGACACAGAGAAGAUGGGUCCUCUGGCUGAGCUCUUUGAAUAUGGCCUGGUCAGGUGCGCCAAGCAGCGAGCCUCCUCUGAGAACAGGAAGCUGAGGCUGGAGAGGAAGUACGGCCACAUUGCCCCCAUGCAUGGCAGGAAGUUGCCCCAGUCCUUCUGGAAAGAGCCAUCCCUCAGCCCUGUCUGUAUACUGAAUGGCAACCCUCCAGAUUUCAGUGACCUGCUGGCCAACUGGACUUCCGAAACCUGCCAGGAGGACCUGAAUCCCAGCCGAGAGCAUCCUAGCGAAGCAAACCGGAGGGUGGUGGACACUGACCAUUUUGGUGGUCUAUGAGGGUUCAGAAGGGUUGCGACAUCUGAAUUCUUCUCACAUGGGCUCUGGCCCUUUCCCUAUUGCAGGGACCAUUAGCCCUGUGCCCACCAUGGCUCCCAUGAAAGGUCUCCAUGAAUAUCCCCUCAAAAACCUGACAAUGCACAAGAUCAGGGGUGGGAGCAAUGUCUGCACCAUUUUGUGUUCCUGUCUCUUUUUCUAUUCUUUCAACUGCGGCAGCCAUUUU
Molecule: messenger RNA, 1310 nt
Organism: Zootoca vivipara (common lizard)
Lineage: Eukaryota; Metazoa; Chordata; Lepidosauria; Squamata; Lacertidae
Gene: PERCC1
Product: proline and glutamate rich with coiled coil 1
Source: RefSeq, a predicted model, not a curated record